CCCCCGCCCUGCCCCCCUUCCCGGUCUGGAUUCCCGUCCGUCCCCGGAGAGACAGCGGGAGGAAGAAGUGAUCGGACCCGGGCCGGUGUGAUGGACGCCCCGUCCUCCAUCUUCACCCAGGUCCAGAGAGAGGAUGUCAGCUCCCCCCUGCAGGAGAAAGGUGCUCACACCUCUUCUAAGAAGCCUCGAAGCAGAAGCAUCUUCCACUCCCUAUUCUGCUGCCUGUGUCAGGACGAUGCAGAUCCCCUUCCUGUGAAUAACAAUGCUCCCCUCCUGGUGGAGGAAAAUGGAUCGGUCCCCAAGGCGACUAAAUUCCUUCUGCCAGAAGUGAAGCCGCAGGACACGGGCAAAAUCUGUGUGGUCAUUGACCUGGAUGAAACAUUGGUGCACAGCUCCUUCAAGCCAGUCAACAAUGCUGAUUUUAUCAUUCCUGUAGAGAUUGAUGGAACAGUUCAUCAGGUGUAUGUGUUGAAGAGGCCCCAUGUGGACGAGUUUUUGAGAAGAAUGGGUGACAUGUUUGAGUGUGUCCUCUUUACUGCCAGCCUGGCCAAGUACGCCGACCCCGUGGCGGAUCUGCUUGACAAAUGGGGAGCGUUCCGAGCCCGCCUUUUCCGGGAAUCUUGUGCCUUCCACCGAGGGAAUUACGUCAAGGAUCUGAGCCGACUGGGGAGGGACCUGAAUAAGCUGAUAAUUAUUGACAAUUCUCCGGCCUCCUAUAUAUUCCACCCGGAUAAUGCGGUUCCGGUGAUAUCUUGGUUUGAUGACAUGUCCGACACUGAGCUCCUAGACCUCAUACCCUUCUUCGAGAGAUUAAGCAAGGUGGAUGAUGUAUACAGCGUCCUAAAACAGCGCAGAACUGCCAGCUAAUGACUUACAAUGGGGACGGGUUUCUGUAAGAAUGGUGGGCACUCUGGCUAACCACGCUGCUGGUCUGCAGAAAGCACAGGAGAGUCACCUUGGCCUUCUACACCUAGUGACCUGAACACGCGGGCCCCGCUUCUCUCUGGUCUGGCCCUCCUGUUAGUCACAACUGCUUUUUUUUUUUUUUUAAAGGCUGCAUAAAGCCACAGCGCCGGUAUGGUUUGUGGGUUUCUAAUUGGCCGUUUCCAUACCAAAAUCACAAGUAUUCUGAACUAUUUUUAUUUUUGUUUUUUUUGUGUGAACAUUUCAGUCUAUAUUAGCCUCGGUUAGAGAGCGAAAGCCCUUAACUCUUAUGACGUACCCACCAAACCCACAGAGUAACGAGGAAUUGGUUAUUUGAACUCACAGAAGACGAGGAACUGAAACUUUUCACGAAAAAUGCUUUUAAUAUCACUCGACUUUAAUUCUUUCUUUUUUUUUUUAUCUCCGGAAGACUUUUCUUAGUGAUAAAAGGACUUUGCAAUGGAAGAAUACCUUAAACUUGAAGCUGCUCUUGUAUUUCUUGGCCAAUUAAAGCGACAGAAGUGGAUGAAGCUAUUUCGACCUUUCAAAAAAAAACUCUUGCGGUUUUGUUAAAAACCUUAAAAAGAUUUUUAGUCGAUAUCAAUUUGAAUUAGAAAAAUGAGACUUAAUCUCUUUUUUUUUUUUUUAUGCUUGGGCCAAAAUUCCCCUUGGAAGUAGGCGCCACGGUCACCCAGUCUGGCGAUUAUUGGUGUUUUUUUGCUGUUUUUGGUAUUGUCUGAGAUUUUAUAGCGGAGUGUUCGGAGGCCGGUACGUGCGUUUAGGUGACGGAGUAAGUGCAGGAGAUCAAACACUGGUAGGAGGGCGCCCCUUAGGUGCUGGUCACAAUUUGGGACUGGAUUGGCAGUAGUGUUGGUGAAAAAAUUUAUGGAGGCUUGCAGGUGGACCUUUUUUUGGGAAGUCCUGGUUUGUGUUUAUGUUUCACACGGCAAGAGGAAUUUUUUUUUAUUUUUUUUGGCAUUCAUUUCCAUUACGCCUAUACACUAUGAAUCAUUUAGGUUU
Molecule: messenger RNA, 1944 nt
Organism: Rana temporaria (common frog)
Lineage: Eukaryota; Metazoa; Chordata; Amphibia; Anura; Ranidae
Gene: CTDSP1
Product: CTD small phosphatase 1
Exons: 7
Coding region: 91-867 (258 amino acids)
Molecular function (GO): RNA polymerase II CTD heptapeptide repeat phosphatase activity
Source: RefSeq, a predicted model, not a curated record